AUGUCGUCUUCUGAUGACGGACAUGCGCGCGAAAAUCGCGGGCCCCAACUCCUUGGCGUCAACAGCGCAGCCAUCGUAAUCGCCACCAUCACGAUGGCGCUUCGGUGUUAUGUACGCAUCCACCUUGUCAAGGGGUUCGGCCUCGAUGAUUGGUUGAUGAUGACAGCUCUGGUGACUUUUAUACUCUACAUUACCUUCUCCCAGACAGGCGUCACGUACGGGACGGGCCAGCAUGUGUGGGAUCUCUCCCCUGAAAAUAAUGCAACGGCGAAGAAGUGGUGGUACGGCUGCUACCUGACCUAUGCUCUCACGGCUAUAUUCGCCAAGUCGUCGAUUGCCUUAUUCCUGCUUCGCGUGGCUGUCAACCGAGUGCACAGGUGGAUCAUCUACGCCGUGUGGCUCACGACCAUUGUCAGCUGCAUCAUCUUCUUCUUUGCUUGCGCCUUCCAGUGCUCGCCCGCCAGCUACUUCUGGGACAAGUACACACAGGAUGGCACAUGCCUCAACGACACGCUCGUCCUCGCCUUGGCCUACCUUUUUAGCGCCAUCAACGUCAUCACCGACUUCACCUUUGCCCUGCUCCCCGCCUGGAUUGUGUCGCAUCUCCAUAUGAAGCUCAAGACCAAGUUUGCCCUGAUCGGCCUGAUGGGUGUUGGCUGCAUCGCCAGCGCAGCGGUUGUAGUCCGCCUGCCCUUUCUGCCCAAAAUUCACGACGAGGACUUUCUGUACGAGACGGUCGACGUAGCGAUUUGGUCGACAAUCGAGCUGUGCCUGGGCAUCACGGCAGCGAGCGCCGCCACGCUGCAGCCGCUCGCGAAGCAGGUGGGAUACAAGUUCGGGCUGACGAGCAAGCCCGGGUUGGCGGGCAGCUCCCGGCUCACCGACAACUUCCAGAUGGGCAACUCUAUCUCGGUGAGGAGAGAGAUCACGCACAAGACCGAGGUGGUGUACCCGCCCGUCCGGGAGCAGCACGAGGAUGAACACGGCCUGAAACUGGAGCCGGGCACGUCUGGCUACUCGGCCAUGUGUUACAACACCAGCCGCGAGGAGCUGACAUGGCAGCAAAGUACUCCCGGGUCGAAUCAUGAUGGGCACACGACGUCCAAGGAGUCGGAUGGGGAGACGAUCAAUUUCUUACCCGUGCAAGGGGGGUAUCCGGGAGCGGUUGGGGGGAGGUUCAUGGACGGCUCAGAAAAAAGAUAG
This is a messenger RNA of Canariomyces notabilis, 1203 nucleotides long. RefSeq lists its product as uncharacterized. The coding region runs from base 1 to 1203 and encodes 400 amino acids. The transcript is spliced from 4 exons. NCBI's taxonomy places the organism in Eukaryota, Fungi, Ascomycota, Sordariomycetes, Sordariales, Chaetomiaceae. The record is from RefSeq and is a predicted model, not a curated record.